Molecule: messenger RNA, 851 nt
Organism: Epinephelus fuscoguttatus (brown-marbled grouper)
Lineage: Eukaryota; Metazoa; Chordata; Actinopteri; Perciformes; Serranidae
Product: cytochrome c oxidase assembly protein COX16 homolog, mitochondrial
Exons: 4
Coding region: 103-423 (106 amino acids)
Biological process (GO): mitochondrial respiratory chain complex IV assembly
Cellular component (GO): mitochondrial inner membrane
Source: RefSeq, a predicted model, not a curated record
GGACAAGUUAGAGCGUCGGACCCAUUCAGGAAGCGUCCCGGCUGUGACCUGCUCCUCCGUGUUAGCAUCGGUGAAAUGGACCUGUAGCUGCUGAGAGGAGUCAUGUUUACCUUAAAGGCGUUGCGGAAAAAUAAAACAGUCAAAUAUGGAGUCCCCAUGGUGUUGCUCAUAGUCGGAGGUUCCUUUGGCCUGCGAGAGUUUACACAAAUUCGUUACGAUGCCCAGAAGAUCAGAAAGAAGCUGGAUCCCUCACUGGAGGCCAAAGUGAACGUCCAGAAGCAGUCAGCCAUACUGGAGGAGGAGUACGAGAAGUUGAGGGAGGUGAAUUUGGAUGAAUGGAAGAACAUCCGUGGCCCUCGCCCCUGGGAGGACUCCAAGGAGUACCAGGAGCAGCAGCGCAGCAGGCAGAAUAAAAACGUUUGAGGUCCAGGAAAGCCAGGCACACACAGCAUCAGGACGGACUAGAUACGUGUGGAUUGAGCGUGCGGUGAAUUCAUCGCUCAGAGCCAAGUAUCCCAUGGGCUCGACUUGUUGGAUCUGUGUUCAGUAUUUGUAACAAGUCUCUUUUGAUUGCAACACAUUGAGGACGACUAGUGGUCAAAAAGGAGCCCGAAACUUUGAAAUAACUUCAAGGUUGAUCUUAAAUUUAAAGAUGUAAGAAUAAAGCAGUCCCAUGUUGAUGGUUCUUCUCCCCUCUGAGGAGUUUCUAAUAUAAAUCAGCCAGUAGGUGGCACACCUGUGUCCUGCUGCACCUUACCUUUCACACUGAAAGCCAGGAAGGAUAUAUAUAUAAAUAUAUAUGUCAGUGUAUGAUUUCCAUGUCUCAAUAAAUUAUGUUCUAUUGAUCCAAA